Molecule: messenger RNA, 432 nt
Organism: Xiphias gladius (swordfish)
Lineage: Eukaryota; Metazoa; Chordata; Actinopteri; Istiophoriformes; Xiphiidae
Exons: 1
Coding region: 1-432 (143 amino acids)
Source: RefSeq, a predicted model, not a curated record
AUGACAGCCAGAACCUCUGAGGCCUCGGGACAGUCGGUGCCGCUGCACCGCUGUAACGGGGUUUUCCAGGCCAAUAACGGCACCUGCGCGGAGCAGCUCGGCGCCUUUCCGCCGUUCUCCUCCACCCUCGCGCUCCUCGUGCUGGUGGCCGUGCUCGUGGGGAUCGUCCUCGUUUCCCUGGCAACGUUCCACUUCCACAAGAGGAAGCUUCGGAAUAGGAAGAUCCAGCGCGCGCAGGAGGAAUACGAGCGCGACAGUCGCAGCCCCGCGCGCGCCGCGGCGAGCGGGGAGCCCGUGAGGCCGUGCGUCAUCGUCCGACCGGUGAGAUGUGAGGAGAAGCUCUCGUGCCAGAGCACGGAGAGCGGGGACGUCACCGGAGCGGGACCGGAGGACCAACAGGCGCUGAACGAGACGGCUCCUCUUGACUGUUAA